AUGACAAAUCAGGAAAGCUUACUGUUGAUGGCGAAACGAGUAGGUAAUACAGUUAGAAAAAUGGCGGGAACUGAUAAAAGCUGGUACACUCCAUUCAUGGCGGCAGCUUCUGACGCCGUCUCUCGGCGUAUUCCUGAUGUCGAUUUUGUCCUUGAUCUUCGAGAUGCCCGGAUACCAUUGUCAUCAGAAUGUGAGCUGCUUAGAAGAUUAUCUUCUUCGCCAUCGUCUCGUCGCAUUGUUGUUUUGAACAAGCUGGAUCUUGCUAGCCGCUCCCUUGUCAAGGGAUGGAUAAGAUAUUUUGAACGUCAAAAUUUUCCGGCUUUCAGUGUGAAUUCGCAUAAUAAAGACAACAUUCAAGAGUUCCUAGGUUUCCUGCAAGUCCAAGUCAGAGCUUUAAAGAAAGCAGAGCCUGAAAGACAUACCAUAACAAUGAUAUUGGUUGGAAUUCCCAAUGUUGGGAAAUCAGCCCUUGCAAAUUCUUUGCAUCAAAUUGGGCGGAUUAGUGCCGCAGAGAAAGGGAAGUUGAAGCAUGCAGUAGUGAGCCCAUUGCCUGGUGAGACGAAGGCUAUCUGCAGCUUGAAGGUUGCGAGCCAUCCUAGCAUUUAUAUCUUAGAUACCCCCGGAAUUCUACCCCAACAGAUGAUUGAUUUGGAAGUGUGUGCUAAGUUAGCUUUAACAGGAGCUCUCAGAAACAGCUUAGUGGGAGAGAAAGCACUUGCGGAAUAUUUUCUCUGUGUACUGAACAUGAGCUAUGAAUAUCAGAAAUGGGAAAAGCUAUCUACUCACGAGCUUCCGGUUUCAGGGAAAGAUGAUAAUGUUGCACCAAAUACUGGUAGUCUGAAAAACAGAAGCUCAAGGCCAGAAGCCGCCACUGACCAUACUCAGGAUUCUGUAGUACUCUCUGUUCGUAAAAGUCUGUUUGAAGCGGUUUCAUCCUUCAGAGGUAAUUUACAAGACGAAGAGGAAAUGUUAAGGCUAAUAGAAGCAGAGUUUGUAGUUCUGAGAAAGGUUUUUAAUUUGCCCACGGAGUCAGAGGAGGAUUCUGAUCACAAAGUUGCUGUAAAAUUACUGAAUCUUUUUCGAACUGGGAGGAUUGGUCAUUACAUAUUGGACUCCAUACCUGUAAAUAUUGAAAAUAACUAACCAUAGUUAUAGUGUUACGGCUAUGACUUUACACUGAAGAUCAACAACAUGCCUUUGAUGUUUUGACUGUUUGUUUGUACAUUGUAAGGUAGAGAGAUAUUUCUUCAUUCCUCAAAAUUGGGAACCAAAAAAUCCCCAUGAAGUUCAGUUGUAUGAGAUCAUAAAAACA
This is a messenger RNA of Spinacia oleracea (spinach), 1312 nucleotides long. RefSeq names its product DAR GTPase 2, mitochondrial. Gene Ontology annotation, molecular function: GTPase activity; GTP binding. The record is from RefSeq and is a predicted model, not a curated record. Lineage: Eukaryota; Viridiplantae; Streptophyta; Magnoliopsida; Caryophyllales; Amaranthaceae. The coding region runs from base 1 to 1143 and encodes 380 amino acids. Gene Ontology annotation, cellular component: mitochondrion. The transcript has 8 exons. Gene Ontology annotation, biological process: mitochondrial translation.